GCGAAGCCGGCCGCGGCAGCAGCCAGGACUCGGACGCGGAAACCUUCGUGAGCCAAACAGCAGCAGCGGAACGCCUUCGAAGGAGAGUGGUGCAGAAGCGGGACGAGGUCGAGUGCUCGAAAAGUACAAGGCCAGCUUCCUGCAGGAACUGCAGCUGUUCCACGGCCGGAAUGCGAUGAGAGGUAGGAAUGUGGAUUCGCACCGGUUGUAUUGGGUGGUGGUGGCCUGGGAUUGGUGGUUAAAGGCCGAUUCGCGUGAGGACUUGGGCGAGAUCAUUGAGGAGAUGGCGCCGCCGAAGCGUUGCGUGAACUACGAGAUUGCGUUGAAGAAGAUUAACUUCCGGUUUUUGGACAAGUACGCGAAAGUUUAUUUUCACGAUGGGCCUCCGACGAAGAGGAGGACGACGAAAAGCUACAUAAUCGGAGCAACUUCCCGCCCACAAACACUCACGUCGCGACGGCGCAGCUUCAGCCGAAUGAAUCUGGACAGUGAGCCAAAAAAAAUCUGUGUCAUUCUCGAAGUAGGAUUACGUGCUCAAAAUCGAACUCCGUUCCGAAGGCCUCCUCAACUCCAUGUUCCGGAUGCGCUUCCAGGGUCGGGAACUCCCCGUUCAGGCACUUUACUUUCCAGCCGGGAAACGUCGACCACCCUUCCCGAAUCAAUGGCCAACUCCUCCAAGACUGUCCUGAUUGAGGCCGGAAACGUGACCAUCGUGUUACACUGCUGUCGCGCGUCGAAGCCUCCAUCCGGAACCGUCCAGCCUGGGGUAUUCGGAAGUGACCGGUGGCGUACCGUAUGAAGCAGAAGCUAGUGGAGAAGCGUUAAAUACAAAAAAAAAGUGUUUUCCUAACAUACUGUUUAUUUUUUUUUACAUAAAUGUAAAAAACCAAGCACAUUUUUCUGAAAUUAUCCCUGUAGUGCUAAAUGUUGUUUAUUCUUGCCAUAAAAGGUUUCUUUUCCAAUUAAAAGUAAAAUAC
Culex pipiens pallens (northern house mosquito) is the source of this 977-nucleotide messenger RNA. RefSeq lists its product as uncharacterized. Gene Ontology annotation, molecular function: DNA binding. The coding region runs from base 176 to 799 and encodes 207 amino acids. The record is from RefSeq and is a predicted model, not a curated record. The transcript is spliced from 3 exons. Lineage: Eukaryota; Metazoa; Arthropoda; Insecta; Diptera; Culicidae.